Messenger RNA from Lobosporangium transversale, 2482 nucleotides. RefSeq lists its product as hypothetical. The coding region runs from base 81 to 2267 and encodes 728 amino acids. The transcript is spliced from 2 exons. Lineage: Eukaryota; Fungi; Mortierellomycota; Mortierellomycetes; Mortierellales; Mortierellaceae. Gene Ontology annotation, biological process: nucleocytoplasmic transport; activation of GTPase activity. Gene Ontology annotation, cellular component: cytosol; perinuclear region of cytoplasm; nucleus. The record is from RefSeq and is a predicted model, not a curated record. Gene Ontology annotation, molecular function: GTPase activator activity; small GTPase binding.
CCGCGAUACCAACAAAGCCCAUUUCUUUUUGCUGCCGCCACCAAAAAGAAACAAACAACUACACUUUUUAUUACCAGGGAAUGGUUCAACUCGGCAGGAACAGGUCCUUGCCCGCACCAACAAGUUAUGGAGCACCACUUCGGAAGGUCAAAACAAAUGUCUUCUCAUUUCCGACUCUCAAUUUGACCAGAACUUCUAGUGAGAGGAGCUUUGCGACCAUCAAUGAGAAAGGCUCCACCUCACGAUCCUCCUCAAAAUCCCGCUAUUCUGGAUCACAUGCUCAAGUCCCUCUGGCGCCCAUCAUCACUGCAAUUCAAAAGGGUAACUUUGUGAUGUUGUCUGAGAUGGACCUGGAUGUUCUCGUCAAAGAUAUGACUGGCAAAGAUUCCAAGGUUCUCGAGGCGCUCAACAUCACAUCCUCGUCGGUCUCGAUAUCUGAUGCAAAGAUCUUGGCUAAAUUGAUAAAGUCUUCAGAUGCUCUCAACAUUAAGUCACUCAAAAUGGAGGGUAAUAUGAUCAGUCAGCAGGCCAGCAAGUUGAUGUUUGAAGCAUGGAAAUUUAACAAGACCAUUUCAACACUGAGUUUGGCACGAUCAGGUGUGAAUGACAAGACGAUCAAGUACCUGGCACGCGUCAUAGUAAAGAAUGAGUCUCUAAAAACAUUGGACCUAUCUGGUAACCUAAUCACCUCAGAGGGAGCUGAGAUUUUGGCUGAAGCCAUGAUUCAUAAUCGUGGUGUAACACGAUUAUGUUUACAAUCCAACAAAAUCAAAAAAGCUGGAGCUCCGUUCAUUGCCAAAAUUCUAUCCAAAAACAGGGUCAUUCGGCACAUGAACAUUGGAUCCAAUGGACUGGGAGUUGAGGGUAUCAUACACAUUGCAGAGGCGGUCAGGUUUAAUCGGACAUUAUACUCCUUGAGCUUGGAUAUGAACGAGAUGGGACCCAAGGGCGCCUCAGCCAUUGCUACAGCUUUGAUCUCUAAUCGACACCUGACUCAUUUGUACAUACCACACAAUAAUAUUGGUGACAAGGGCCUGGCAGACAUUUGUGAGAGUCUCAAGAAGAACCAAUAUCUUAUCAGUCUUGACUUAGAACUCAAUAACAUAGGCCAGGGACAAUCGGCUGUGGGACUGAAAGCACUAGCAGACGUUCUUAAAAUCAAUACGACCCUCCGUGAACUCAACUUGUCGUAUAACUUGUUCUCUUCGGACGCAGUUAAGGAGCUGACCGCUGGAAUGGCAAUGAACUCAACAUUGGAGAGUGUCGUUUUUACCAACUGUUGUCUAUCGACUGAUGCAGCGAUUUAUCUCUCCAAGGUCUUGUCUACCCCAACAGGGCUUCAAAACCUGGGUUUGAUCAAUAAUCCAGAUAUUGGAGUGGACGGUUACUGGGCUCUGGCUUCGCAUCUUAUUAAAAACCGGUCCCUUAAAGGAAUUCAAUUGGACUACAACUCUGAGGAUCGUCAGGCACUUUACGAAACCUUCCAGAACUCAUUGACCAGGAACCAUAUCUGGCAACAGGCCAUUUACGCAGCCGCCUGUCGUAUCCUGGUCCUUUCCAGAAUUGUUCUUUUGGGCCGUCCUGCAAACCAGAAACAACUUCAUCUUCAACAGCAGCAUCAUAUCCAACAACACAACAAUCAGCACUAUCAUGGAUGGAACAUCUUUCGACGUGUUAAAUUGGGCAGAAGUAACUCAUCUAACUCAUUGGCCUCAUUGUUGUCAAUUGGGAAAAGCGGUGCUAGCCAUCUGGGAAAUGGAAAUCAUGUUGCUCCACAGUCUAACGGUGCAGAUGGCGAUGGUGCUGAAGGAGAAGUUGGGUCUAAUAUGAGUCACGAUAACUCAACAUCACGACAAUCUUCAAGUUCGCGUCACUUACAUAGAGGAUCAAUAUCGAGCUUUUCGACCAUUGCUGAUCAUCAUCAUCACCCUCACCAUCACCAACAGAACAAGCAAAGUCACAUACUUUCAAACUCGACCGUGACCACACCAGUGGAGCCAACAGCAAUCGAGUACAAUCCGCAUAGGAUUUUGGCCAACCUAGUAAACAUGCCUCACGAGAUCUUUGAGAACAUUUGUGCGUUUAUGGAUCCAGGCCGUACCAUGAGCAUUGCCCAAGUGCGUGCAACUGUUCAAGCUGCCGGCGAUAGGAAAACAUUAGCGCGUUAUUAUACCCGAGAGAAGAUGUUGGAGCGGAUCUUCAACAGUCGCUAUAUCUCGCCCAAUGGCACACGCUAUGGCCUCAAACCGGGCGAUGAGCGAAUCUAAGUCCAAAGGAAAAGAAAGAUGAUUCAUUUCUGUCUUUCUAGUUUUAUUUUAUUUUUUUAUUAUUUUCGAGCUUGUAUUUUUUUUUUUUUUUGCAUCCACCUUUCUUUCAGUCUUUGCUUUUUUUCUUUUUCUUUUUUUUUUAACUUGUUGCAUACAAAAAACACUCCUUGGCAUAAUCUACAACUCAUAUACUCGUACACGAUAAAAAAAAAAUA